AUGACUAGUGUUGGACAAAGUGUCGUUAGCGUCCAUAACACAACAGAUCAACGUACGAGACGUAAAUAUUUUCUUCCUUUAAACAACACUUAUCUUGAUUUGGCUGUAGCAAAACACAGUACCACUCCUGAUUCAAACGCGACAAGCACUUUUAACUUUCCUUUGUGUGGACCCAACACAUACUAUCGUAAAAUUAAUGGAACAUUGAACUGCACGUGUAUGGAAGGAUACUCAGGAGAAUGUAACUCGUGCCAAGCAAGCUGUCCUUCUGAUUGGUUGCAUAUAGAAUCAUCUUGUUAUUUCUUCAGUGCAAAAGCAGCAACAUGGAAUAAAGCAAGAAAACUUUGUCAACAGAAGGGAGGAGAUCUUGCUGUUCCAAAAAAAUGCUGA
Messenger RNA from Xenia sp. Carnegie-2017, 390 nucleotides. RefSeq names its product C-type lectin domain family 4 member E-like. NCBI's taxonomy places the organism in Eukaryota, Metazoa, Cnidaria, Anthozoa, Malacalcyonacea, Xeniidae. The transcript is spliced from 3 exons. Bases 1 to 390 code for a protein of 129 amino acids. The record is from RefSeq and is a predicted model, not a curated record.